AUGGGUGCCCUCAUUGUUCCUUCUGAAUAUGGCUAUGUCCUUGGUAUUGCUGCCUUCAGUGCACUUCAUCUCUUUUACUUGGGCGCUAAAGUUGGCAAGGCUCGUAGAGCUGCCAAGGUCCCUUAUCCUUAUGCAUAUGCCGAAAAGAAUGAAGCUGAAAAGGAUCCUCUCAAGAACAUCUUCAACUGUGCUCAACGAGCACAUCAAAACACACUAGAAGUAUUCCCUGUCUAUAGCACUUUGUUAUUGAUUGGUGGCCUCAAGUAUCCCGAAAUUUCUGCUGCUGCGGGUCUUGUUCACUGCUUGGGUCGCCAAGUCUAUGCUUCUGGUUACUCGACCGGUAACCCUGACAAGCGCACGCGUGGUGCUUUUGGUUACCUUGGUCUUAUAACUCUCCUCGGUACUUCUUCCCUUACAGUUUACCAUCUUUUGAUGGGUUAA
Molecule: messenger RNA, 441 nt
Organism: Rhizopus microsporus ATCC 52813
Lineage: Eukaryota; Fungi; Mucoromycota; Mucoromycetes; Mucorales; Rhizopodaceae
Product: membrane-associated proteins in eicosanoid and glutathione metabolism
Exons: 3
Coding region: 1-441 (146 amino acids)
Cellular component (GO): membrane; nuclear envelope; endoplasmic reticulum
Molecular function (GO): glutathione transferase activity; glutathione peroxidase activity
Source: RefSeq, a predicted model, not a curated record